AUGAAUUCGAUCAAGGAAGCACUUUUAUGUUCUCUGCUUAUUCUUGCCGUUACAGGGAAGAAUGUAGCUGCUGCAAAUAUAAAAGCCGGUUACCAUGCUGGUGUUAGUGGAAUGGAACCUAUAGACGAGAAAAGCUGUAUGAACGAAGAACUACAUGCUGAUCCAUACCUCUCAAAUCCUCUCGAAUGUGCUCGCACGUGUCAAGUAGGAGAAGCGAGAACAUGUUAUUAUAAAUUUGUGAUUGAGCGAUAUCCUACUAAUGGAGUUGCAUGCGAUUAUUGCAGUCCUAACAUGACCAAUAGCAUUUGUGCUAACUGUCAAUGCGUCCCUGGCGAUGGACUCGAGCGUAUGGCUUUGACAGUGAACAGAAUGUUACCAGGUCCAAGUAUUCAGGUUUGUCAAGGCGAUUAUGUUGUGGUCGAUGUUUUAAACAACAUAAAUUCAGAAGCAUUGACGAUCCAUUGGCACGGAGUAAAGCAAAAAGGCUCCCCGCAUCAGGAUGGUGUUCCAAAUCUAACGCAAUGCCCGAUCGUAUACAAAAAUUCGUUCAGGUAUCAGUUUUACGCAGACAACAGUGGAACACAUUUCUGGCACGCGCACACGGGUGCACAGAAAAUGGACGGCGUAUUCGGUAGUUUCAUUGUAAGAGAACCGGAACAACUUGAGGUUCAUUCAAAGCUUUACGACUUUGAUUUAGCGAAUCAUGUGAUGUUAGUCAACGAUUGGUUUUCUGAAGAAACUACAAGUCGAUUUCCAGGAAAAAAAAUUGGUAUAAAACAACAUCUUCCUGAGUCGUUUCUUGUUAAUGGAAGGGGAAGGUAUAGGAAUUCCGAUGGUAGCAUGGCGCAACUUCCGUUGGAAGUGAUUAGUGUGGAUGCUAAUAAUCGAUAUCGGUUCCGUUUUAUCAACUCUAUUUGUACUGUCUGCGGUCUACAAUUGACAAUUGAAAAUCACAAACUUACAGUCAUUGCUAGCGAUGGUCAACCAGUGGAACCCGUUGAAGUUGACUCCAUCGUUUCGUUCGCAGGUGAACGAUACGAUUUUGUCUUAAAUGCUAAUCAACCAAAGGGUGCCUAUUGGAUACAACUUCGUGGAAUAGGAGAAUGUGAUGAAAUUAAAUUGCAAGAAUCGGCUAUAUUGAGUUAUGUGGGUGGAUCUGCUGUUCCAGCUACAAAGGAGCCUACUUACUCGUCUCCUCUUUAUGAAGGACGCGUAUUGAAUUCAAUGGAUCUCGACUGCAAGCGCCACGUUUGUGUCAAUGAUUUGAAACAAGCGACAGCAAUCGAUUCUGAUAUUCUACAAAAAGAACCAGACGUGAAAUUAAUAGUUCCUAUAGGUGUGGUCAAUUAUUCACCCGCAGAAUUUUUCAAACCAAACGAGUACAAAAACUUUUUGGGUUCCGUAAAUCUAGUGUUAAAGUCAAAAACGACGUUAAAAAAUAAAUGGAUUAGCGUUCGUGCAGGAGACGUGCAUCAUCCAUUCCACUUGCACGGAUACACGUUCCAUGUGAUGGGUAUGGAUCAACCACUAGGGCCAUAUACGGACAACACGCGUGCAAUGACGGUGAAGUAUUAUGAACAACUUGAAAGUGAAAAUAAAGUUGUAAGAAAUUUCCAAUCUCCACCUAGUAAAGAUACGUAUGCUAUACCCAAUAACGGAUAUGCGGUACUCAGAUUUAAAGCAGACAAUCCAGGUUUUUGGAUGUUCCACUGUCAUCAAAUGUUCCACAUAUUGGUAGGAAUGGAACUUGUUAUACAAGUCGGAGAACCGCAAGAUUUCCCAGAGACACCUAGAGAUUUCCCAAAAUGUGGCAACUACAUGCCGAACGUUGCAGUAAGGAAUCAAAAGAAUAAGAGAACAAAAUAUAUUUAA
Molecule: messenger RNA, 1872 nt
Organism: Megachile rotundata (alfalfa leafcutting bee)
Lineage: Eukaryota; Metazoa; Arthropoda; Insecta; Hymenoptera; Megachilidae
Biological process (GO): iron ion transport
Cellular component (GO): plasma membrane
Molecular function (GO): oxidoreductase activity; copper ion binding
Source: RefSeq, a predicted model, not a curated record